UUUAACUAUCUAGAUUUUCUUUAUCUUUGCAGAGCACAACAAAAAAAAAAGAGCAGCGGCUUACCGUUGCUUCAAUAGUAAAUUUGACUUCAAUGCGUAAAUAUGACUUACAAAAUGAAUUUAUGUUUUUCACUUCUUGUUUUGAGCUUAUUUUUAACUACAACUUUAUUUGUGGCAGCUUUGGACGCUAAACCUGAACAAAUACAUUUAUCUUAUGGGAAAUCUCCAAAUGAAAUUAUCGUGACAUGGGUGACUUUUGACCCUACAAAUAUUUCUACUGUUGAGUAUGGACCACUUCCAAAUGUAACGAAUAAGGUUAAAUUUGGUACUGUCUCCAAAUUUGUAGACGGUGGCUACAAAAAAAGAGUACUUUGGAUUCAUAAAGUGGUACUGGAUGAUUUAGUGCCAGGUUCUGAAUAUGUUUACUACUGUGGCAGUACAGAUGGUUGGAGCACUAUGUAUGAGUUCACAGCUUUAAAGAACGGGACAGACUGGAGUCCAACACUUGUGGUUUAUGGAGAUUUGGGCAGUAAAAAUGCUCGAUCAUUGCCUCAAGUGCAAGAAGAAGUGCAAAGAGGGUUGUACGAUGCAGUUUUGCAUGUUGGGGAUAUAGCUUACAAUCUAGACUCGAAUAACGCUCGUGUGGGAGAUGAGUUUAUGCGGCAAAUCGAACCAAUUGCUGCACGCAUUCCGUAUCAAGUAUGCGUCGGCAAUCAUGAAAAAGCAUAUAACUUUUCUAAUUACGUGAAUCGUUUCAACAUGAUGAAUCAGGAUGGCGAAAUAAACAAUCAUUUUUAUAGUUUUGAUAUCGGGCCUGCUCAUAUCAUUGCUUUCUCGACCGAAUUUUACUACUACACGAAGUAUGGCUCAGCCCAAAUUGCUAACCAGUAUAACUGGCUAGAAAAUGAACUAAAAAAGGCAAACUUACCAGAGAACAAAAUUAAGCAUCCAUGGAUCAUUACUAUGGGACACAGGCCCAUGUACUGCAGUUCAGUAGGCUUCAUUAUACAAAGUCGAACACAUUGUACAAAGAAAGAUAGCAAAAUUCGCAAAGUUUUAGAAGAUCUGUUUUAUAAAUAUGGAGUAGAUCUCGAAAUAUGGGGCCAUCAACAUAAUUAUGAAAGAUCGUGGCCAGUGUAUAAUUUAAAAGUAUAUAAUGGUAGUUAUGAUGCUCCCUAUACUAAUCCUAAAGCACCUGUUCAUAUUAUAACUGGAUCUGCUGGUUGUAAAGAAAUGUUCAAUACUUUCGUGCACAAUCCUGGCGAAUGGAGUGCUGCAAGGUUUUCAGAUUAUGGUUUCACUAGAUUGAACAUUAUAAAUAAAACUCACUUAUAUACGGAGCAGGUUUCCGUUGACCGCAAUGGAACAGUAAUUGAUACAAUGCUACUCAUAAAGGAUAAACAUGGACCUGAAGCAUGGUUGUAAACAAUCAGAAACAUUUCAAUUGUUUGUUCGCCAUCCAGACUGUUGAUGUGCUAUUAGAAUCCAGAUUUUUGUAUCACCAGAUUUAACAUUAUUAAUAAUGGUCAGUUAUAUUUGAAACAAGUUUCCUUUACUUAUGAUAUAAGUUGAUGUCCAUCGAUCUAAGAUUGGAUAGGUUUCAUGUCACCACUAGACUUAGAACCCUGAUACUAAACAAUAACAGCUCUGUUCCUAGUAGUACAGUAAUAUUCGCAUAUAAUGUAUAUAAUAGUAUUAAUUCAAGUAAAAUGUUUCAUUAGUUUAAA
Messenger RNA from Parasteatoda tepidariorum (common house spider), 1727 nucleotides. RefSeq names its product acid phosphatase type 7. NCBI's taxonomy places the organism in Eukaryota, Metazoa, Arthropoda, Arachnida, Araneae, Theridiidae. Gene Ontology annotation, molecular function: acid phosphatase activity; metal ion binding. The record is from RefSeq and is a predicted model, not a curated record.